AUGGAGGGAGCAGAGAUCACAGCAGAGAAGUCUCCUGGAGCCUAUUUCCUUCCUGAGUUUGCACUCUCCCCUCAGGGAAGUUUUCUGGAAGAUACAACAGGGGAGCAGUUUCUCACCUAUCGCUAUGACGACCAGACCUCAAGAAACACUCGUUCAGAUGAAGAGAAAGAUGGCAACUGGGACGCUUGGGGGGACUGGAGUGACUGCUCCCGGACUUGCGGAGGAGGAGCAUCAUAUUCUCUGCGGAGAUGUUUGACUGGGAGGAAUUGUGAAGGGCAGAAUAUUCGAUACAAGACAUGCAGCAAUCAUGACUGCCCUCCGGAUGCAGAGGACUUCCGAGCCCAGCAGUGCUCAGCCUACAAUGACGUCCAGUAUCAGGGGCGUUAUUAUGAAUGGCUUCCACGAUAUAAUGAUCCUGCGGCCCCCUGCGCGCUCAAGUGUCAUGCACGGGGUCAAAACUUGGUAGUGGAGCUGGCCCCCAAGGUACUGGAUGGAACUCGUUGCAACGCUGACUCCCUGGACAUGUGUAUCAAUGGCAUUUGUCAGGCAGUGGGCUGCAACCGGCAGCUGGGAAGUAACGCCAAGGAGGACAACUGUGGUGUCUGUGCUGGCGACGGCUCCACCUGCAGGCUCGUGCGGGGACAAUCGAAGUCACACGUUUCUCCUGAAAAAAGGGAAGAAAAUGUAAUUGCUGUUCCUUUGGGAAGUCGAAGUGUGAGAAUUACAGUGAAAGGACCUGCACAUCUCUUUAUUGAAUCAAAAACACUUCAAGGAAACAAAGGAGAACACAGCUUUAACAGCCCUGGAGUUUUUGUUGUAGAAAACACAACAGUUGAAUUUCAGAGGGGCUCAGAGCGGCAAACCUUCAAGAUUCCAGGACCUCUGAUGGCUGAUUUCAUCUUCAAGACCAGGUACCCUGUGGCCAAGGACAGCGUGGUCCAGUUCUUCUUUUACCAGCCGGUCAGUCAUCAGUGGAGACAAACUGACUUCUUUCCAUGCACUGUGACGUGUGGAGGAGGUUAUCAGCUCAAUUCUGCUGAAUGUGUGGAUAUCCGCUUGAAGAGGGUGGUGCCUGACCAUUAUUGCCAUUACUACCCUGAAAAUGUCAAACCAAAACCCAAACUGAAGGAAUGCAGCAUGGAUCCUUGCCCAUCAAGUGAUGGAUUUAAGGAGAUCAUGCCCUAUGACCACUUUCAACCUCUCCCUCGCUGGGAACAUAAUCCUUGGACCGCGUGUUCUGUGUCCUGUGGAGGCGGGAUUCAGAGGCGGAGCUUCGUGUGUGUGGAGGAGUCCAUGCAUGGAGAGACACUGCAGGUGGAAGAGUGGAAGUGCAUGUACGCGCCCAAGCCCAAGGUCAUGCAAACCUGCAAUCUAUUUGAUUGCCCGAAGUGGGUCGCCAUGGAGUGGUCUCAGUGCACAGUGACUUGUGGCCGAGGGUUACGCUACCGGGUUGUUCUGUGUAUCAACCAUCGUGGACAGCAUGUUGGCGGCUGCAAUCCACAACUCAAGUUACACAUCAAAGAAGAAUGUAUCAUUCCCAUCCCGUGUUAUAAACCAAAAGAAAAAAACCCAGUGGAAGCUAAAUUACCUUGGCUGAAACAAGCACAAGAACUAGAAGAGACCAGAAUAGCAACAGAAGAACCAACGUUCAUCCCAGAGCCCUGGUCAGCCUGCAGUACCACGUGUGGGCCAGGCGUCCAGGUCCGAGAGGUGAAGUGCCGUGUGCUCCUGACGUUCACGCAGACGGAGACUGAGCUGCCAGAGGAAGAGUGUGAAGGGCCCACGCUGCCCACUGAGCGGCCUUGCCUCCUCGAAGCGUGCGAGGAGAGCCCCGCCUCCCGCGAGCUGGACGUCUCUCUUCCCGAGAAGGACAGUGAGAUGAUUUAUGACUGGGAGUACGCUGGGUUUACCCCUUGCACAGCGACAUGUUUGGGAGGCCAUCAAGAAGCAAUAGCAGUGUGCUUACACAUCCAGACCCAGCAGACCGUCAAUGACACCUUGUGCGAUAUGGUCCACCGUCCGCCAGCAAUGAGCCAGGCUUGUAACACAGAGCCCUGCCCGCCCAGGUGGCACACGGGCUCUUGGGGGCCCUGCUCAGCUACCUGUGGUGUUGGAAUCCAGACCCGAGAUGUGUACUGCCUGCACCCCGGGGAAUCGCCCUCCCCUCCUGAGGAAUGCAGAGAGGGAAAACCCCAUGCCUUACAAGCAUGCAGUCAGUUUGAUUGUCCUCCCAGCUGGCACAUUGAAGAAUGGCAGCAGUGUUCCAGGACAUGUGGUGGGGGAACUCAGAAUCGAAGAGUCACCUGUCGGCAGCUGUUAACAGAUGGCAGCUUUUUGAAUCUCUCAGAUGAAUUGUGCCAAGGACCCAAGGCAUCUUCUCAUAAGUCCUGUGCCAGAACAGACUGUCCUCCACAUUUGACUGUGGGAGACUGGUCAAAGUGUUCUGUCACUUGUGGUGUUGGAACCCAGCGAAGAAAGCAGGUGUGUCAAAGGCUGACAGCCAAGGGCCAGCGCAUUCCUCUCAGUGACAGGAUGUGCAGGGAUCUUCCAGGGCCCCCUCUCGUCAGAUCUUGCCAGAUGCCUGUGUGCAGCAAGAUGAAACCAGAGGUGAAGACGAAGCUCGGUGAGCAGGGUCCUCAGAUUCUUGGUGUCCAGAGAGUCUACAUCCAGACGCGGGAAGAGAAGCGCAUUAACCUGACCGUCGGUAGCAGAGCCUAUUUGCUGCCCAACACAUCCGUGAUUAUUAAAUGCCCAGUGCGACGAUUCCAGAAAUCUCUGAUCCAGUGGGAGAAGGAUGGCCGUUGUCUGCAGAACUCCAAGCGACUUGGCAUCACCAAGUCAGGCUCCCUGAAAAUCCACAGUCUUGCAACCCCGGACAUUGGCAUGUACCGGUGCAUCGCAGGCCCUGCACAAGAAACAGUUGUUCUCAAGCUCAUUGGCACUGACAACCGUCUCCUUGCACCCCCAGCCCUCAGAGAGCACCUGAGGGAACACCCUGGGAUGGACCACAACGAAGCCAAUAGUUUGGGAGCCACAUGGCAUAAAAUGAGGCAAAUGUGGAGUAACAAAAAUGAGCUUUAUCUGGAUGACAGGCAAGUUAAUAACCAGCCUUUCUUGAGAGCUCUGCUGGGCCCCUGCAGCAAUUCUGCAGGAAACACCAACUUCUGGGAGUUUAAGAAUAAGCAGUUCGAAGCAGCUGUUAAACAGGGAGCAUACAGCAUGGAUACUGCCCAGUUUGAUGAACUGAUCAGAAACAUGAGUCAACUCAUGGAAACCGGAGAGGUCAGUGACGACCUUGCGUCCCAGGUGAUCUAUCAGCUGGUGGCCGAGUUAGCUAAGGCACAGCUGGCACACACGCAGUGGAGGGGCAUCCAGGAAGAGGUGCCUCCUGCAGCUCAGCUAAGGGGGGAAACAGGAAGCGUGCUGCAAAGCUCAAAGUCGAAAAACUCGGGCAAGCUGACAUUCAAGCCAAAGGGACCCAUUCUCGUGAGGCAAAGCCAACCCACCCCAAUUUCAUUUAAUAAAACAGUAAAUUCAAGGAUUGGAAAUACAGUAUAUAUUACGAAAAGGACAGAGGUCGUCAAUAUACUGUGUGAGCUUGUUACCCCCAGUGAGGCCACAUACACAUGGACCAAGAAUGGAGCAUUGUUACAACCCUCAGGAAAAAUAAUUUUGGAUGGAAUGGGGAAAAUACAGAUACAGAAACCUACAAAGAAAGAGGAAGGUGUAUAUGAAUGCUCUGUGGCUAAUCAUCUUGGUUCAGAUGUGGAAAGUUCUCCUGUGCUGUAUGCAGAGGCGCCUGUCAUCUUGUCUAUUGAAAGAAAUAUUACCAGACCCGAGCACAACCAUCUGUCCAUUGUGGUUGGAGGCAUCGUGGAGGCAGCCCUGCGAGCCAACGUGACAAUCCAAUGUCCUGUAAAAGGUGUCCCUCAGCCUAAUAUAACUUGGUUGAAGAGAGGAGGAUCUCUGAGUGACAAUAUUUCCUUGCUUUUCAAUGGAUCCCUGUUGUUGCAGAACGUUUCCCUUGAAAAUGAAGGAACCUAUGUCUGCACAGCCACCAAUGCUCUUGGAAAGGCAAUGGCAACCUCUAUACUCCACUUACUAGAACAAAGACCAUCAGACAGUAAAAUUGUGUUUCCCAACGACCGUAAAAUGCAUAUGCUCCAGGCAUCCCUCACUGGAACCAACAGCAAUGACCCAACAGGAGAACCCCUACCUCCAGAGCCUUUCUGGGAGCUUGGCAACUGGACACAGUGUUCUGCCACCUGUGGCCACUUGGGAUCCCGUGUUCAGAGACCCCAGUGUGUGAUGGCCAAUGGGCAGGAAGUGAGUGAGGCCCUUUGUGAUCACCUCCAGAAGCCGCUGGCCGGGUUUCAGCCCUGUAACAUCCGGGACUGCCCCUCGAGGUGGUUCACUAGCACAUGGUCCAAGUGCUCUGUGUCUUGCGGUGAAGGAUCUCGCAGUCGGCAAGUGACGUGCAAGCGCACAAGAGCCGACGGAACUGUGCAGGUGAUGUCUCCAAGAGCAUGCGCCCCCAGAGACAGGCCUCUGGGGAGAAGACCAUGCACCAGUCAUCCGUGUGUUCAGUGGGUCAUUGAAGCAGGGGGCCAGUGUCCUGGACGUUGCCUGGGUCACCCUGUGAGGAAGCAGCAGCAUCACGUCGUUUGUCAGCACCACAACCGCUCUGGCUGUGAUGACAGCAGGCCCACCUUCAGGAGGAACUGCUCGUCAGGGGCGUGUGACGUGUGCUGGCGCACAGGCCCUUGGAGGCCCUGUACGGCAGCCUGUGGCAGGGGCUUCCAGUCUCGGAAAGUCGACUGCGUCCACACAAGGAGCUGCAGACCAGUGGCUGAGAGACACUGUGUGCAGAAAAAGAAACCCACUUCCUGGCGGCACUGUCUUGGGCCUUCCUGUGAUAGUACGUACCCCUCACAGACCUCUACAAACAAAGGUGCUGCCAGUCAUGUCAAGAAGGAUAAACCUUUGGAGGGGGUCCUAACGCUGCUGUGAAGAUAAAAUAAAAGUGUAAAAGCUCUUUUCCCCAUGUUCAAAAACAUGUAUUUCUUCAAAAACUCUAGAUUCUGCAAUCAGAGGUGGAUGCAAAAUCACCACUGUCGGAUUUUGUAGUGUCAUUUUCCCACGGCCAGUUGUC
Molecule: messenger RNA, 5152 nt
Organism: Ceratotherium simum simum (southern white rhinoceros)
Lineage: Eukaryota; Metazoa; Chordata; Mammalia; Perissodactyla; Rhinocerotidae
Source: RefSeq, a predicted model, not a curated record